AUGGAUAUAGGUUUGGAUGGUGCGGCCUUGAAAAAUGCAAAUGGUCAGGUGAUCGCUAAUGAAGAUUUUAAUAAAGGUGCCAAGCUCUUUACCCAAACAACAGCCAUCACCUCACGCCUGCAAGGUCGUGUGGAUGAUGAUGUCAUGAAUGCUAUUUUAUCAGGCUUAACACUUGAUUUAGAUACGGAAGUUGGUGUUAAAAAAGCUGUUGAUGAACUCAAUGCCUACUUAACCCAAGAAGGCGUACAAAGUGUUUUAUUAGCUCCUCAAGAGCUAGAAGGACAAUGGCGCAUAGUGUUGUCACGAAAUGUUUUUGGGGUGGAGCGUGUCUCUUAUUUGGAUACGCACUUUAGUCACAGCACAGACUACCUUAAACUAUCUGAAGCUGGACAGUUUUUUGCUCAGAUUUUACAAGGUGGUGGAAUCAUCAGUCGUGGUGAGGGUGAACGCAAACGCGAACAAAUCGUGCGCACCUUUAAAGAAGCGAUGGAUUGGCUGAUGCAAGAUACCGAGCGUACCAUUACACGCCAGCGUUAUAAAGGUCUUGGGGAGAUGAAUGCUGAUCAGCUCUGGGAAACUACCAUUGACCCAAGUAACCGACGUAUGCUCAAGGUGCAAAUUGAAGAUGCCAUUGCUGCUGACCAAAUUUUCACCACCCUUAUGGGAGACGAUGUCGAACCACGUCGCGCUUUUAUUGAAGCUAAUGCCUUAAAAGCACGCAAUAUUGAUGUGUAA
Molecule: messenger RNA, 735 nt
Organism: Darwinula stevensoni
Lineage: Eukaryota; Metazoa; Arthropoda; Ostracoda; Podocopida; Darwinulidae
Source: the annotation of a GenBank genome assembly